CACUAGUGGCCAUUCAACAGCAACAUCUUUAUAUAAAGGCUCAUAUACUCAAACCCACCAUACCACUACCAUUUGUCUAAAGAAAACAACACAGUACAUCUCCCCUCCAAUUCAACAAAAAUGGCAAUGGCUUUCAAGAUGGCAACGACAGGCAUGUGGGUAACUGAUGAAUGCAAGAACUCAUUCCAUGAAAUGAAAUGGAGAAAAGUUCAUAGGUACAUAGUGUUCAAGAUUGAUGAGAAGUCGAGAUUGGUAACUGUGGACAAGGUUGGUGGCCCUGGUGAAGGCUAUGACGAUCUUGCUGCUUCAUUGCCAGAUGAUGAUUGCAGAUAUGCUGUGUUCGAUUUCGAUUUUGUCACUGUUGACAAUUGCCGGAAGAGCAAGAUCUUCUUCAUCGCAUGGGCUCCAACAGCAUCGAGAAUCAGAGCAAAAAUGCUUUAUGCAACCUCCAAAGAUGGACUGAGGAGAGUUCUUGAAGGCGUCCACUAUGAACUCCAAGCAACCGACCCAACUGAGAUGGGAUUUGAUUUGAUAAGGGACCGAGCCAAGUAAAUAUGAUUAGGGUUAGAUAAAUUAUGUUCUGGCAUCUUACUUUUAUUUAAUAACUCCGACCAGAUGUGCUUUCUCGCUGUAACUUUUCGACCUUUAUCUUUUAGACUUUUCGCACAAAUGUAAGUUGAUGUUCUAAUUUGUAAUAAUACUGUGUGUGUCGUA
Populus trichocarpa (black cottonwood) is the source of this 714-nucleotide messenger RNA. RefSeq names its product actin-depolymerizing factor 5. Gene Ontology annotation, biological process: actin filament bundle assembly; actin filament depolymerization. The transcript has 3 exons. NCBI's taxonomy places the organism in Eukaryota, Viridiplantae, Streptophyta, Magnoliopsida, Malpighiales, Salicaceae. Bases 121 to 552 code for a protein of 143 amino acids. Gene Ontology annotation, molecular function: actin filament binding. The record is from RefSeq and is a predicted model, not a curated record. Gene Ontology annotation, cellular component: cytoplasm; actin cytoskeleton.